This is a messenger RNA of Mycetomoellerius zeteki, 933 nucleotides long. Its product is annotated as odorant receptor 30a-like. Gene Ontology annotation, molecular function: olfactory receptor activity; odorant binding. NCBI's taxonomy places the organism in Eukaryota, Metazoa, Arthropoda, Insecta, Hymenoptera, Formicidae. Gene Ontology annotation, cellular component: plasma membrane. The coding region runs from base 1 to 933 and encodes 310 amino acids. Gene Ontology annotation, biological process: sensory perception of smell; detection of chemical stimulus involved in sensory perception of smell. The transcript is spliced from 5 exons. The record is from RefSeq and is a predicted model, not a curated record.
AUGGGGAUGACUACGAUUAGUCGAUUGAUUAGAUUCGGUCUUCACAUUUACGGUGUAUGGCCGUAUGUACCGUCCACUAUGGUGUUCAGAUUAUAUUGGAUCAUAAUGCUAAGCACGGCCCAAGUUUUUCAGUACGGAUACGUAGUGAUGAACGUUCAUAUGGAUGACUUCUCCGAGUACAUGGACGGAGUGAGCAGUGCAAUGACAUCUUCUCUACUUUACAUUAAACUCAUUUUCCUUUGGACCAAUCAACGAAUAUUUUUUUAUGUAUUACAAAUGAUGUCUGAAGAUUGGCAAGUUCAUACUUCGAAUUGCUAUAACUCACGCAUAAUGACGGAUGUGGCAAAUGUUGCACGUCGCACUUCGAGAUGGAUCGUUGGCAUGCAAAUUGGCUCCGCAACUUUCUACAGUGUCGGCGUACUCGCCGCUAAUGCAAAUAGUCCCGAGAAAUUAGAGCCGUAUGCACGAGAACUUAUUCUGAAAAUGGAGUUCCCAUUCAACAUUAGUACAGAUUUUAUUUACACAACUGUUCAAACAGUUCAAUUUUAUCACCUAUUUUUAGUCGCCUGCGGUAUUACGAUUAUCAACUCACUUUUCGUCACUUUGUCACUCGACACACCCAAUGCCGCAGCGAUUUUGGUGAAAUCUUUAUUAUUCUACUUCUCGAUGAACGUCGAGGCAUUUAUAUACUGCUUCUGCGGCGAACAUCUGAGCGCCAAGAGCAAAAUGAUUGGAAGUGCGGCGUACGAUUCUCUCUGGUACGAUUUUCCACCCAAAGAAAGUCGAACUGUACUGUUUCUUAUUCUGAGAUCGCAGAAAAGAUUGACAAUCACGAGCGGAAAAAUCAUGGAUCUUUCUUUAGAACGAUUCACCAGUGUAAUAAAGGCAUCGUUGUCAUAUAUGUCAGUGCUAAUAGCAAUGUACUCAAUAUAA